AUGUCACGAAUGUCGAUUUCGUAUGAAAUCUAUAGUUUACAGGCUCGGGAAGAUCGGAUCGGCAUUAUGGAACAAGUUGUAAUGCUUUCGGCAGAUGAUGCUGCUAAACAUUUACCUGAAUUCAUUGACCUGCUACGAGACUCUGUUGAGAAUGGCGGAUCGAUUGGAUUUGUGAUACCUAUGGAACUGAAGGUCGCUGAAUCAUUUUGGUUGGGAGUGUUUGAGGACGUACAGACUGGGAACAGGAAGCUACUGGCUAUUCUAUCAGAUCAAGGUGUGGCCAGCCGCUCCCCUGCUGAAACAUCCUACAUUACGCAUCGUGCCGAGGUCCAGAAACUACUAGUGCACUCGUCAAAACGAAAAAACGGUCUUGGUUCGCGGCUGAUGGAGGCAGUCGAAGAUUUAGCUCGAAAAGAGAACCGACGGCUUCUAGUGCUUGACACUAUUGAAGAGAAUAUCAAGUUUUACCAACGACUGAAGUGGAAUCUUGUUGGUGAAAUCCCAGAGUUUGCUCUGAGUCCAUAUGGUACAGACCGUGACGCCGAUUCAACGUAUGUGUUUUACAAGCUGCUCCGUGACGCGUAG
Molecule: messenger RNA, 585 nt
Organism: Synchytrium microbalum
Lineage: Eukaryota; Fungi; Chytridiomycota; Chytridiomycetes; Synchytriales; Synchytriaceae
Exons: 3
Coding region: 1-585 (194 amino acids)
Molecular function (GO): acyltransferase activity, transferring groups other than amino-acyl groups
Source: RefSeq, a predicted model, not a curated record